GGUCCCGGCCGCGCGGAGCGGACAUGUGCAGGCUGGGCUAGGAGCCGCCGCCUCCUCCCCGCCCAGCGAUGUAUUCAGCGCCCUCCGCCUGCACUUGCCUGUGUUUACACUUCCUGCUGCUGUGCUUCCAGGUUCAGGUGCUGGCGGCCGAGGAGAACGUGGACUUCCGGAUCCACGUGGAGAACCAGACGCGGGCUCGGGACGAUGUGAGCCGUAAGCAGCUGCGGCUGUACCAGCUCUACAGCCGGACCAGCGGGAAGCACAUCCAGGUCCUGGGCCGCAGGAUCAGUGCCCGUGGCGAGGACGGGGACAAGUAUGCCCAGCUCCUAGUGGAGACAGACACCUUCGGUAGUCAAGUCCGGAUCAAGGGCAAGGAGACGGAAUUCUACCUGUGCAUGAACCGGAAAGGCAAGCUCGUGGGGAAGCCCGACGGCACCAGUAAGGAGUGUGUGUUCAUCGAGAAGGUUCUGGAGAACAAUUACACGGCCCUGAUGUCAGCCAAGUACUCCGGCUGGUACGUGGGCUUCACCAAGAAGGGGCGGCCGAGGAAGGGCCCCAAGACCCGGGAGAACCAGCAGGACGUGCACUUCAUGAAGCGCUACCCCAAGGGGCAGGCGGAGCUGCAGAAGCCCUUCAAGUACACCACAGUGACCAAGCGGUCCCGGCGGAUCCGCCCCACGCACCCCGGCUAGGGCCCCCGCCCACGUCCACACUCCCAGAGAACUGCAUCAGAGGAAUAUUUUUACAUGAAAAAUAAGGAAGAAGCUCUAUUUUUGUACAUUGUGUUUCAAAGAAGACAAAAACUGAACCAAAACUCUUGGGGGAGGGGGACGAUAAGGAUUUUAUUGUUGACUUGAAACCCCCCCCAUGACAAAGACUCACGCAAAGGGACUGUUGUCGACGCACAGGUGCUUGUCUCUCUCAGAACAGACAACUCUAAACUCGUCCCCAGAAGAGGACUCGAAUGAGGAAAACGACACUCUGAGAAACCAAAGUCCUUUUUCCCAAAGGUUCUGAAAGCAAAAG
Miniopterus natalensis is the source of this 1026-nucleotide messenger RNA. It is a transcript of the gene FGF18, whose product is annotated as fibroblast growth factor 18. The record is from RefSeq and is a predicted model, not a curated record. NCBI's taxonomy places the organism in Eukaryota, Metazoa, Chordata, Mammalia, Chiroptera, Miniopteridae. Gene Ontology annotation, molecular function: growth factor activity.